AUGAGCGCCCGAAAGGUGCUGGUGCUCAGCAUCGCCAUAUUCCUUUUAUGGAUGAAAUUACCGGACCAAAGCGCAAAUGCAACGGUACAGACUGAAAUUAUGGAGAAGUGGGGAGACAACUUUGGCGAAGAACUGUGGGAUUUAGCUCAAACGAUGACGAAAGCCAGUGAAAUUACUGCUAGAUAUAAAGCUUUCAACGCUCGGGUUGAACAUAAGGAUGGCACCAGUUUGAUUCAAUCUAUUGUGGAAAACGUUGGUCGCAUGUUAAUCCGCAAAAUGGAUGCCAUCAAGUGUAUUAUAAACUUAGCCGAGGAAUUGUCCGAACAGUUUGAUUUCAAUAUAUCACUUUCGGAAAAUUUUACGUACUACUCUAGCAAAUACUCGAUUAUUGAUGGACGACCGGAGCCCGAAAUACCAUCCACGCUGGAGGAAAACACCUGGAUGUACCGAAAUAUGUCCCUCAACUCGGAUACUCACUUCUUCAACAUCUCGGUCAAUACGUCGUACAGCUCGGUGCAUGUGCCGCAGAACGUGUACGAUCGCUAUCCGUGGGUUUUGGAAGCCCUGCAGUGGUCCGAAGCGCUGGACGAUGUUUUCGUGCAGAACUACAAUUCGGACCCGGCACUGUCGUGGCAGUAUUUCGGGUCCUACACGGGUAUCUUGCGCCACUAUCCGGCACUGGAGUGGGACCGCGAGCAGGUGGACACAUUCGACUGCAGGAAGCGCUCGUGGUACAUUGAAACGGCCACCUGCUCCAAGGAUAUUGUGAUUCUGCUGGACAAUUCCGGCUCGAUGACCGGGUACCGGAACUAUAUAGCUCAAUUAACCGUUAAAAGUGUAUUAGAUACGUUUUCCAAUAACGAUUUUAUUAACAUUUAUAAGUAUUCUAACGAUGUGGAACCGCUAAUUCCUUGCUUUUCUGAUAUACUCGUGCAAGCAACUCCGGAAAACAUUCGGUUUUUGAACGAGUACGUUCGUGAUUUGCACCCGGAAGGGUACGCCAAUGUGGGCAAGGCCUUUGUGAAAGCCUUCGAGCUGUUGCAACAUUAUCGUGAGUUACGACGGUGUAAUGAAUCGGUAAGUGGGUGCAACCAGGCCAUUAUGCUCAUCACGGAUGGUGUUCCCAAUAACAUAACUGACAUUUUCGAACGAUACAACUGGUUUGAGAAUGGUACCAAGAUUCCGGUACGCGUAUUUACCUACUUGCUGGGUCGUGAGGUAACAAAGGUUCGCGAGAUCCAGUGGAUGGCUUGCUUGAAUCGGGGACACUAUUCCCACAUUCAGUCAUUGGAUGAAGUGCAGGAAGAAGUACUGAAGUACGUUACUGUGAUAGCAACACCCCUGGUGUUGCAGGGCGUUGAACACCCACCCACGUGGACACAUGCGUUCACGGAUACGGCGGAGAAUCUGGAGUCAGAAGCGGAUGAUGAUGAACCUCCGCGGUUGAUGAUUGCUGUAGGUGCUCCUGCGUUUGACCGUAAAGCAAACCAGCGGAACAAUACACCCACGGCACAGUUACUCGGAGUUGCGGGAACCGACAUUCCCGUUGAGGAUCUUGAUGAACUUUCCUUACCCUACAAGCUGGGAGUUAAUGGUUACUCGUUCAUUGUCAGUAACAACGGGUACGUUCUGAUGCACCCCGACCUUCGACCAGUUUCAAAGGGACGGCUUAAGGAAAAUUACAACAGCAUAGAUUUAAUUGAGAUCGAGCAGGUAUUGAACGACAUCCUGGAAGCGUCGGAUGAAACUUUGACUGGCCGUGAGCCCAAUCCCACAAUGGAAGCCAUUCGAGAGCAGCUGGUUUUCUCGAAGUUCGGCAAGAUGCUGAAUGUUCCGGUUCGUUUCCAUUACGAUAAGAUGCGGCGUGUUUCGUUGGAAUAUCAAGACUACUACUAUGCUCCCCUAGAAAAUACUCCAUUUUCGCUGGGUCUGGUCCUGCCCCACGACUACGGAAAUACUUGGAUAAAGGUGGGAGAUGAAAUCAAACGAAAUCAGCACAUGGGAAUCAACAUUUCGGACUUUCUUGUUGGUGAUAAUUGGAAAGUUCACCCGGAAUGGGUUUAUUGCAAGUAUCAUUACCUGGAGGGGCACGAGUUCAAAACGCCGGAAGAUGAGCUGAGACACUUUUUGGUUCGACUGUACGAACCAAACUGGAAGUGGUCGCAGCAGUAUGAACCCGAGCCGGAAGACAUUCAGAAAGAUGGUGCUGACGAGCCGAAUUGUGGCCGAAAGACUCUGGACGAUGAUGCUUACUAUUGUAACAAAGAGCUAGUUCAGCUGUUGGUAUUCGAUGCCAAAGUGACCAAUGAAAGCUAUCGGAACUGGGAGUUUGAGAAUAAGAACGAAAGAAAGAUCAUUGAGAUGUACAACGCCACGUUGCGCUUCGUGGCAACGAUGAGUGGUUUAACUAGGUGGCAGUUUAUCUUUGGCGAGGUGGAGGUGGAAACGGAUCAUGAAUUUGGAGAUUACCACAAGAAAACGAUUGACGAAACUUGGUAUAGGAGUGCCAUUUUGCAGCACAAGAUUGACCCGAAGAGCUUCGUUUACUCAGUGCCGCAUGCGAUGGAUGAUCCAGAAGGUUCGGAACUGAAGGUGACCGCUUCGAUGGGUAUUUUUCCUAGGGAUGGUGGUUUGGAAGCUCCGGGUUGUGUAACGGGUUUUCAGUUUUCGCACGAACUAAUGUACGAGCGGUUUAUGGAGAUCACCUCGAAGACCACGUGUGAAGGAUGUAUUGAAACGUGCAGCUCCGAGACAAGAGAUUGCUAUGUGAUAGAUAACAAUGGUUAUGUUAUUCUUUCGGAAUCUUCCAACGACACCGGAAGGUUCUUCGGAGAAAUUGAAGGUGCCAUCAUGCAAUCGAUGGUCGAUAAAGAGAUUUUCGUUAUGAUUUCCGUAUUCGAUCUGCAAGGGCUUUGUGACCACGAAAUUGUUGCCCCAAAUGAUGCCUUUUCGCUGAUGCAUCCUCUGAAACUGAUCACGCUCGGAAUCAAGUGGCUUAUAGCUGAAUUUUUUGUCCUGCUAACCAAGUUUGACUUUUGGGUUCAUGGAAUUCCAAGUGCGGAUUAUUAUGAUGCAGGAGUGGAAUACGAGGAUACUGAUUAUACCGAUAUAAAUCGUCCAAAGAAACCCAAAAAGUUGAUAAUUGAUGAGGAUGAAGCAUACUGGAAUCAACCGAAAAUAAUAAGAAUGGAAACUGUGUACGAAGCUUGUGAUAAAAAGUCGAAUCUAUAUGUCAUGCAGCAGGAUAAGUUCAUCAAGGGUGAUGGAUUCUUCUAUGAGUCGCAGCCUCCAAAUCCAACAGAAUUGUUGCAUCGACCAUACUUUGCGAAACGAAUACCACGAUCCAAUCUACUGAUGAUCAUCGUGGAAAGUGAGUAUCCCUCGGACCACAUAGUCCUUUCGGCUUCUCCACAGGUGAUCCACCACAAUGACACCGAGGGAUUGCCUUGCGUGAAAACAAGGCUGAAUUUCUUGCCCCGCCGACGCCUGGAGGAAUGCUAUACGGAGCAUCCUGAUGAAGAACGGGUGGCUCAGUGCGGUGGAGCUGCCAGACCACUACUCCAGUUGACUGUUGUGAUAUCGUCUUUUGCUGUAUCACUUUUGUUACUUCGAUGUGCCCAAAGUUUAGCGUAA
Messenger RNA from Sabethes cyaneus, 3633 nucleotides. RefSeq names its product voltage-dependent calcium channel subunit alpha-2/delta-3 (gene Ca-Ma2d). Lineage: Eukaryota; Metazoa; Arthropoda; Insecta; Diptera; Culicidae. The transcript has 15 exons. Gene Ontology annotation, molecular function: voltage-gated calcium channel activity. Gene Ontology annotation, cellular component: voltage-gated calcium channel complex. The coding region runs from base 1 to 3633 and encodes 1210 amino acids. The record is from RefSeq and is a predicted model, not a curated record.